Molecule: messenger RNA, 333 nt
Organism: Parnassius apollo (apollo)
Lineage: Eukaryota; Metazoa; Arthropoda; Insecta; Lepidoptera; Papilionidae
Source: the annotation of a GenBank genome assembly
AUGAGAUCUCCAACAAAAACGUGCGAUUCGCAGCCAGAUCUAACCAAACUGUGUGACUCAGAGACUAAACAAACUACAGUGCGUAAGCGUAAACAACCAGAUACGGACUGCAGUUGCGUCAAAAAUAUUACAGAUUUAAAGGGUGAAAUUACAAAGUUAUUGAAUGAAUUUACACAAUCUCAAAAUGCACAUAUGAUUUUAUUGCGCGAGGAUAUUGCUCAGAUUAAAACCCAAAUGGAAAACAUACGAAUCACUACGGAAUAUCUAGUUACAAAACAUAGUAAAAUAUUAGAUGAGAUAAACGAUUUAAAAAAUGAAAAAAACCCUAACUGA